Messenger RNA from Podarcis muralis (Common wall lizard), 4239 nucleotides. Lineage: Eukaryota; Metazoa; Chordata; Lepidosauria; Squamata; Lacertidae. The record is from RefSeq and is a predicted model, not a curated record.
CCCAGGGAAAGGGUGGCAACCACAGAGCCCGCUCGUCCUAGAAGGGAGCAUCUCUCUUCUCGCAGUGUUUUUCCCCGUCCCGGAAACGGGUCUCUUUUGAAUGCACUUUUUCCCCGGGAGCUGGUGCAACUUGGCAGGGCGAUCCGGGUUGGGGGUUUUUUUUGGAGAGGGAGGAGGAUCUUGGCUGGGCGUUCGCUGCUGCCUAACCCGCUUCGGAGUCUGAUUUGACGCUGAGCAUCAGACGGAUGGUUAACGGAGGCUCUUAAUAGGCUUUGCCAGGCUGGACCACCGAGGGAGGAAGCCCUGGAGUUGAACCUCUGCCACCCACGGCCGGCAUCUGGGAGCUCCGGGAGAGAUAGGGAGAGAGGAGAUGGACGCAGGUCAAAGGAAGAACGAGCCAGAUGACGUGGUCCAGGCUGCACUCAAGCAGUGGCCGCUCGUGGGUCUGAAAACGGAAGACCAAGACCAUGGUGGUCCUACGACGAGGGAGGAAUUUGUUGAAGGAGGAAGAGACCUUUGUGCUUUCCGGACUGGGAGGAUGGGGGACAUUGAAUCCAGGGUACCAGGAGAGAAGGUGAAGCAGGAGUCGGGCGCAGGGCUGCUUCAGCACUGGGAAUCCCAGUGGCAGGAGUUCCUGAAGAUGGUGGAGUCCCACCACACGCACUGGGAGAUCCCACCAGAAGAGCCUACCCCCUGGGAGGAUGCCAAGGGCUUUCUGGCCUCCUUCGAGCAAGUGGCCAAAGCCUGUCGGUGGCCCCAGGAGGAGUGGGCGGCCCGGCUCCUGCCAGCACUCAGUGGAGAAGCGGAGCAGGCCUUCGGCAGCUUGGAAGCUGGGGACAGAGAGGAUUAUGGGAAAGUGAAGGCGGCCAUCUUGCGCCGGGAUGCCCUGGCCCGGGAGCGGUGGUGCCACCGCUUCCGGCAUUUCUGCUACCAGGAGGCCGAGGGGCCAAGAGGGGCCUACAGCCGCCUGCAAGACGUCUGCCACCGGUGGCUCAAAGUGAAGAGGAACAGCAAGGAGCAGAUUCUGGAGCUGCUAAUUCUGGAGCAGCUUCUGGCCGUCUUGCCGCCCGAGGUCCAGGGAUGGGUGAGGGAGGUUGGGCCCGAAACGUGCUCCCAGGCGGUAGCUCUGGCGGAGGAGUUCUUGCUGAGGCAGCGAGAGGCUGAGAGGCCGCAGAAACAGAUGCAGGCAGCCUUUGAGGAGGACGGCUACGGUUUCUCUGAACCGGCUCAGGUUCUGACCGACACGGGGCAGAGGCGGCAGGAGAGGGGAGCCAAGGAGGAGGUCAGCUCUGGAGACGCGAGCUCACGAGUUUCAACAGACUACAUGCAAGUGGGUGAGUGCGACGGGAAAAACCAUCCCCAGGAAAGCCGUGACAACAUGGAACCAUCCGUCGCCCGGGUUUGUAAAGAGGGAAAAACCUCGGAGGGUCAGGGCGAACCAAAGAGGCCACCGGCGAGCUGGCCGAGGAAUCGGGUGGGGGAAUCUGUUCCCUGCGGGACAAGUGAGAUCUCUCUUGAUCAAACCCCACUGCAGCAGCAGCCUCCAGGCCCAGACGGUGGAUCUGGCGAAAGCUUCAAUUCAGAGCUCGUGAAGUACGAAGCGGUUGAAAUCCAGGAGUCUGCCUACCCGUGCGAGGACGGGACGCAACUCAGUUGCAAGGAGGGUUUCCGGAAACACAGCCCGCACUUCCGCGGGAAGCCGUACCAGUGCGGUUAUUGCGGAAAGGCCUUCAGCCGCCGGUCGCACCUGGUGACGCACGAGAGGACCCACACGGGAGAGAAACCCUAUGCCUGCUCCUUCUGCGGCAAGAGCUUCAUCCAAAGCUCCCACCUCAUCCUCCAUGAGAGGACCCACACCGGCGAGAAGCCCUAUCGGUGUUGCGCCUGUGGAAAGAGCUUCAGCAGCACCUCCAACCUCCUGGCCCACGGCAGGACCCACACGGGCGAGAAGCCCUACAAGUGCACUGUCUGCGAGAAGGGCUUCAUCAGCAAGUCGCACCUGGUCCGUCACCGCAGGAACCACGCUGGGGACAGGCCGCCCACAGAACAAUCCUGCUCCGGGAAAGCCUUCUGCUUGGCCUAUGGGAGUGGCCUUUCACCUCUGCUGAGUCAAACCGUCCAGGGAAGGAGAGGAACUGGAGGAAUGGAGCUGAGUCAGGUUGUUGAGGCUCUGGGUGACAGCAAGGAAGGCAUCAAGCUUCCCCAAAAAACCAAACCAUUUCUGGUGGAGUCGAAACAGGGAGCCGGUGCUCAUUUGGAGGAAAAGUCUGCCUUUCAGGACGAGCUCCUUGGAUGCAAAGGUCAAGGGUUGACAACCGAGAAGGAGAACGGCGACGAAACAACUUGCGGUGCUGACAGUUCUGAACAAUUUGAUAUACCCGGGAGAUUGUUAGGAAAAGCCAAUAACACUGUUUUCCCGGCUCCUCGGCAGGACGUGACUUUGGAAAACGAGCAAAAGCAAAAGGUGACACCUCCAGGAAGAGGAGGCCAAAACAAGUCGGUCCUUCGUGCAGCUGGCAACAAAGUAGGCGCCAACAAGAGGCAACUGGCGUGCAGCAAGUGUGGGAAAAGCUUCAGCAACAGCUCGAACCUUAUCGCUCACGAGAGAAUCCACACUGGCGAGAAGCCGCACCAGUGUCCGAGCUGUGGGAAGAGCUUUGGUAAGAAAUCGACCCUCGUCGCUCACGAGAGAAUCCACACCGAGGAGAAACCGUACGAGUGUUCGGUGUGCGGGAGCUUCAGCCAGACCUCGAGCCUCGUCGCCCACGAGAGGAUCCACACGGAGGAGAAGCCGUAUGAAUGCUCCGAGUGUGGGAGGAGCUUCAGUUUAAAAUCGAGCCUGGUGGCCCACGAGAGGAUCCACACGGGCGAGAAGCCAUACAAGUGCUCCGACUGUGGGAAAAGCUUCAGCCAGAAGUCCGCCCUCAUCCCACACGUGAGGACCCACAAGGGGGAAAAGCCCUACACCUGCUCGGCCUGCGGGAAAGGCUUCAGCCAGAGCUCGAACCUUAUUGCACACGAGAGAAUCCACACGGGGGAGAAACCUUAUCAGUGCGCGAAUUGCGGCAGGAGUUUCAACUGCAGCUCCAGCCUUAUCAGGCACCAGAGGAUCCACACGGAGGACAAGCCAUACGACUGCUUGGACUGCGGGAAAAGCUUCGGCUGCAGCUCCAGCCUCAACCGGCAUCAAAGGACUCACACGGGAGAGAAACCCUACGAAUGUUCAGAUUGCGGCAAAACGUUCAGCGUCAGCUCCCAGCUCAGUGUGCACCAGAGGACACACACUGGAGAGAAGCCCUUUGAGUGCUCGGCUUGCGGGAAAAGUUUCAGCGUGCGAUCGAGCCUGAACGCCCACGAGAAAAUCCACAUGGGGAAGAAACUGUACAAGUGCGGGGACUGCCCCACGAGCGUCUACUUGAAAUCCAGCCUCAACGCACACAAGAAACUGCACCGAGGCGAGAAGCCGUACGACUGCGCAGAGUGCGGGAAGAGCUUUUCCUGCAGCUCCAGCUUCCUCCGACAUCAGAGAAUCCACACCGGAGAGAAGCCGUACAACUGCGCCGACUGCGGGAAGAGCUUCACUCUGAACUCGAACCUUAUCACUCACCAGAGAACCCACACGGGCGAGAAGCCCUACCAGUGCCGGGACUGCGGCAAGUUUUUCAGCGUGAGUUCGCAGCUCAACGUUCACCAGCGGACGCACACGGGCGAAAAGCCCUUUGAAUGCUCGGACUGCAGCAAGUGUUUCACCUGUAGCUCCGCCUUGAUUCGACACCAACGGACCCACACGGGAGAGAAACCCUACCAGUGCUCCGAGUGCGGGAAAAGGUUCAACCUGAGUUCGAACCUUAUCGCUCAUCAGAAAACCCACACAGGAGAGAAGCCGUAUAAAUGCAUGUAUUGCGGCGAGAGCUUCUAUACAAGGCCGCAUUUUGUCGAGCACCAUAAAACCAGCCACCUAGAGGCUAUAAAUGCGAAAACAGACAACAGCAAAGUUCAUCGUGACUCCCAGGCCAUCAAGUACCAGAUAAACUAUGUAGGCUGGGAUUGACAAAUUGACUGAGAAAAGCGUAGUGGCAGAGCUGAAGGGAGGUUGCCAGCGGGGGCUCUUGUACACUGCUCUCCUGUGUUUUGCAAAAUAAAAAUCCAUGUUUCUUCCGUAUCAGCCUUGCCAGAGACAUUAUAUCAUAUGUACAUUCCUGUUGGGUUCUAGACAUCAAAUAAAGGUGUGGAAACAGG